AUGGGAGAUUCAGUACCUCUAAAACUAGCACUGCCAGAGCUGAAGUAUCCUAUUGGUUCACAGCCAAAGGAAAAGUCAGCAAUCAACCAAUACUCUGGUUCAGAUUAUAUCUCUAUUGUCAAAAGCAUCCUAAAACCAGAUGAGAUGAUAAGAGUCCGAGGAUCAUUUCUGGGACCUGUAAUGAAGCUCAGUGAGAGAGGAUUGAAGUUAUCAGCAAAGAUAGUCUACGCCAUUCUCACUAGAAGCAUCGUUUCUGUCAAGGAGAAUGAAGCCUGGUUCCAUUUCGGUGCGCAGCCAAUGAGGUUCUCUAUAAGAGAAUUUCAUAUGAUGACAGGCUUGAAAUGUAGUGGUGCAUUAGAAGGACCACGAAGGGAAACCGAGAGAUUUAAUUGGGAAUUGCUAAAGGGGCGUAGUCAUAAGUUAAGUGACGUGGUGGACCAGCUCAGAAACACAAGAGAAGAUGCUUCUGAGGAGAGAGUAUGCCUCGCAAUGCUCAUCCUGGUAGAGAGCAUAUUAUUGCGGAAGAGCAAAGGAGGGAGUUUUCCUUUGGAAUAUGCGAAAAAUGCACAGGAUAUGACAUAUCCAUGGGGAAAAGAGGCUUACAUUGUGCUCCUGAAGUCAAUUCAAAACGCUGUCGCGAAUCAUUUGGAGAAUAAAUCCAAAUUUGAGUUGCAAGGUUAUCCUCUAGUAUUCCUUCUUUGGAUACUAGAGUCGAUUCCUUUGCUAAGGGAUAAGUUCAGUAAGUGUGUACCAACAGUUGAGGUUCCUGGGCCGACUUACUUGUGUGAAAAAUACACUGAGGUAGAGAAUCCAUCACUUGAUAGGGUUUUACAGGUUGAAGCUGAUACAAAGCUGAAGGUCCAUUGCAUACUACCUUCUAUUCCUCAUGAUCCAGAAGAUGAUAUCUCCAUUGAAGACAAAUAUAGUGACGAGCUGGAAACAGUGAAAGAUGUAACAAAGAAAGGGUACAAGAUUACAGCCGAUGACUGGGAAAAUAGGUGUGUAGACACAUUUGACACAUUGGAUGCUCUUAUUCAAAUGAUGGCAAAUAAGGAGACUGGCCAAGCUUCUACUCCGAUUGAUGAGGAUUCAGUAAAUGAAAAAGUGAACAGGAUCAUCACGGUAAUGGAGGAGAAUCUGAAGAGCAUGAAGGAUCGAAUGUCAUUACUAGAAGAAGAAAACAUACAUCUUAGAGCUCGUGUGUCAGAGUUGGAAGGAAACAACAAUGUUUUUCCCACUAACGUGACACAAAAGGAGACAAUGAUUGAAUCAGCUGCAUCUCCAAAGUCUCAACAAAAUGAGGAGACAAUGAAUGAAUCAGAUGAUGAAACUCUUGCCCUUGAUACUCAAGCAUUCUCUCCUAAUCUGACAAAAGAGAAAGAAACAGAAACGUCUACCGAUGAGAGGCCAUCCAAUCCUAAUCAAGAUGGAAAACCAGAUGAUGAGAUUGUGAUUGAGUCACCUGCUGCUCAGACUCAAGUUUUGCAAAAAGAAACACUGGAAAUGAAUGAGACACCUUCUUCUCCAAUAUCUCCAAAGAGUAUUGAGGCUCAAGUUUUUACUCCAAUUCAGAAACAGCAGACGGUAACAGAGGAAACGUAUGAGGCUACACAGCCAUUGACUGAGAUCAUUUCAGCAAACAAUAAAAAGGAGGAUACACAUGCUGUGCAUCACACACCUUCCUCUCCAUUGUCUUCACUAAUUGCACUAGUUAUUGAAGAAAAUAAGAAUGCUUUGAGUGAGACAGAAACUGCGACCCAAUAUUUUUCUACAAGUGAAGGAGAGCAUACACAAUCAAGCAGAAAGAAUCAAGCAGAAGAAUAUCUCAAGGAUACUACAGAACCUACUACUGAGCUAGUUUCCACAGAUGUUUCGAAGACACAGCCUCUUACUCCGCAAACACAGCACCUUCAGACAAGUGAGGGAGAUCAAUCCGAUGAGACACCAUCAGAGCAGAAUCAAGCAGAAGAAAAUCUCAAGGAUACUACAGAACCUACUACUGAGCUAGUUUCCACAUAUGUUUCGAAGAUGCCGCCUAUUACUCAGCAAACAGAGCAUCUUCAGACAAGUGCUAUAGAUUUUUCAGAAACAAACGAGGUUGAAGUAAGCAGGCUUCUAGCUCACUUUCAAAUAGGCGCAGAGGUUGAGAUUUUGUCUACUGAUGACGAAAUAUGGUAUCCAGGAAAGGUUGUUGAUCUUAAACUGUGUGAAGGACUAGAGGAGCUGACAGUUGAGUACACGACACUCUUCACAGACCAACAUAGACUUCAGAAACUUCAGGAUACUAUCACGGCUGACAAAAUACGUCCUGCAACACCAACUAGUGACCAAAAAUCCUUUGAGAUGAUGGAUAAGGUAGAAGCCUUUUACAACAAUGGCUGGAGCAGCGGACAAAUUAGCAUGGUACUUGGUGAUAACACAUACUCGGUGUGUCUCUAUACUUCUAUGGAAACUAUUCUAUUCAAACAUUCAGAUUUGCGAAUUCAUAGAGAAUGGAAAGAUGGAGUCUGGAAGAUGGCAGAUAAGGUGAAGCCUGAUAAGAAAAGGAAAGCUGCUGCCUCAUCACAAAAUUCAGGAAUGGAUAAUGUUUUCCUAAGAAGGAGCGAGAGGGUGCCUAAACGAUCUAGAGACACAAAAACUCCAUUCAAGUCUGACAGAAAUCCGGCUUUAACUGUAAUACCUGAGAUUAUACCUGCAGUUGAUCCGUUUUCAACUCCUGCGGAACAUAAGCUUUCAAGGCUUCAAAAUUGGAUGACAUUAAAGCCCGGCAUGCAUGAAACGUCCCUAUCAAUCAAUGAUAAUAAGAUAAGGAAAUCUUUCUUUCAAAGCAUGGAAAAUGCAAAAAAGGACCUUAAGAAAGAGCACAUUGAUGGAGCCUUUGCAAUGCUAAAUUGCAGAAGAAAUGAGAAUGCUGCUUGGUUCCACAACUACAAGAUUCCAAAGGCGUGCUUCCUACCUAUGGAGUUCUUGCAUUGCUUGCUCUCUGAUGAUUUGGCUUACAAGAAAGAAAAGGUCAAAGGUAAAAAGAUUUUCAACGAUUUAUUUAAAGAUACUGUGAGAGGGAAGGUAUAUCCAGAGAAGACAUGGGGAGAAGAUGUUGAUGUUGUGUAUGGGAUUACUCUUGGAAAAAAAAGCAAUGUCUGGAUUGGGAUGGAAAUUCAUUUGAAGAAGAAAAGAAUCACAGUAUAUGAUUGUUUUCAAAAGGAAAGCAACAGCAUUGAUAUUCCUCAAGUGAAAAAGUUGGCAGUGUUGAUUUCUAAUCUGCUGGUGGAAUCUUCUGGUGAUGAGGUAGAUAAAGUGAAGAUGAUUCCAUUUGAGAUUGAGCAGGCACAAGGUUUACCCAAGACAAAACAUCCUUUCAACUGUGGGAUAUUUCUUGUCAAGAUUCUGGAGUGCCAGUCAUUGAAGAUAGGAGACAUGACAAAGAUUAAUGAUGACAAUGCAUUGGAGCUAAGGAGAACCUUGUCUUGUGAGAUCUUCAACCAAUUUGUGGAUGAGAGCUUUGGGAAAUGAGAAUGAUGCAUGAAAACAUUUUUUGUUUUAGUUAAGACUCGGUUUUAGUUAUGACUGUUUAUUUUGUUAUGUUGUUGGCGUCUGGUUACAUAAGAAAGAUUGGAAGGAUAUCAAGUA
Molecule: messenger RNA, 3630 nt
Organism: Brassica napus (rape)
Lineage: Eukaryota; Viridiplantae; Streptophyta; Magnoliopsida; Brassicales; Brassicaceae
Exons: 14
Coding region: 1-3513 (1170 amino acids)
Biological process (GO): proteolysis
Molecular function (GO): cysteine-type peptidase activity
Source: RefSeq, a predicted model, not a curated record